Messenger RNA from Capronia epimyces CBS 606.96, 795 nucleotides. RefSeq lists its product as uncharacterized. The transcript has 2 exons. Bases 1 to 795 code for a protein of 264 amino acids. The record is from RefSeq and is a predicted model, not a curated record. Lineage: Eukaryota; Fungi; Ascomycota; Eurotiomycetes; Chaetothyriales; Herpotrichiellaceae.
AUGACCUGUCCAAACCUGCCCGCAGAUCAAAAAGGAUACCACCGGCUUGCGACUCUUAUGACCAGAGAUGAAAGCCUUGCCAUCUUUCGGAAAUACGAUUUUGCAAACGCCAUUAGUCUGCUAAGCCUGCAAGCCGAAGUUCAAGAACUCGAGGCCGAGUUUCUAGAUCAAUGCCGACGCGACAAAGCGACGGACAGACCGUUCUCCAAUUCCUUCAAGACGCUGAGGGAGGAUGGGAAUGGCGGAAGUGAGCAGAACCAGAAACUGCAGGCUCUUCGGAAAGGGGUGGGACAGUAUAUGUCACGCCUCAGUGAACUGCACCCUCCAGCUCCCUCACAACUCGGAGCACUUCGCGACUGGCUGAUGGAUGAGCGUGGGGGAGCAAACUUCCUCCUUAGGAGUGAAUCUCGACUGUGGGAAGUUGAAGAAGGCUCGAGAUUUGUCCAAAUUGGCCGGUCCCGUGGCGAGCGGGACAAAUUCACCAAAUUCACCUCCUGGGUAUUGAUCUCUGUGCUCCACAAAUACUUUGGGCUCUGGCGAACUGCUGGCCGCCCGGUGGACGCUGAAGCCGGCAUGAUCUCUUACGAUGAAUCGAAACUCCUGAAGGCGGGCACCCUGAUCGCGACCGUCUUGUCCUCCAUCAUCCCUGUCCUUUCGAUUUAUGCGCUAUUUGUGGUCAAGAAUCCCUAUGCCCGCAUUGGAAUUGCUGCAGGCUUCACCGCACUAUUCGCGGGCCUGCUGGCAGCCUUCAGCUCGGCCAGGAGGAUUGAGAUCUUUGCGGCCACUGCUACGUAA